Molecule: messenger RNA, 561 nt
Organism: Prorocentrum cordatum
Lineage: Eukaryota; Dinophyceae; Prorocentrales; Prorocentraceae
Source: the annotation of a GenBank genome assembly
UCGGCCUGGCCAGCGCGGAGACCGCCACCGGCGGCGUGCUGAUGGCGACUGCCACCGCGCUCGAGAUGGGGUUCUUGGGCUACUCGUUCGCGUGCUCGCUCGUCAAGGCCCUGCGGUGCCGGGCGUUCGUGCCCGUGCUCGCGGUGCCGCCUUUGGCGAUGGUCGCCGCUUCCGUCGCGGCCUCGGCCGCUGCGGCACGGCUGGAGCACAGCCCCGCCUUCUGCGGCCUUAUCGCCUUCUCUCUGGUGGCGCUGCUGUUCCUGGUGCUGCAGGAGCUGCUCAUCGAGGCGCACGAGAAGGACGGGCGGAUGGAAAGCGGAUCUGUCACGAGAGGUUUCUGCCGGUGCCUCGAGGCCCCCAGCAAAAAUAUGUAGAUCCUCGACGAGGUUUUUCAAGGUACCCAGGCUUACUCUGUGCAAGUGGCCGUUGCGAAUUUGGCGCGUUUCCUUUUGAAGAUGCCGUCCCUGGGAUCUCUUGAGGUGAGCCCGCUUCAUCUCCAGAAGGCAUAAAACCAAAUGAUGCUUAUGUUUUAUGGAGAGGUGUCUGCGUUACUACUGCGUG